CCAUGAUUAAUAACGAAUUCCGAGCCGUGUCCGGCGGAGCAGGAAUAAGAGCGGAAAGCUCAUUGCAGGCGGAACUAGGCCCGCACAGUUGUGGGUUGUGACAUGUGAGAGAGAGAGAGAGAGGGUGUCAAGAUUACCGAGUCAGUCAGGCACCGGAGCAGACAUGGUUCGCAUUUGCCGGCUCCCCUCGGACACCCAGAGCAGAGUUCUUCAGUAUGACGGGUGUGUAAAGGUUAUUGCGUCAUGUAGACGCCCUCCGAAGCCGACCGUUCGAUCAAACCCCACGAUUCUUUGGAAAAUCCCUUUUGGCUUGGGGGUAUAAGGACCGCGACUGAGCCUGGAGUUAUUGGGCUAUUAUGUUCUGCUGAAUUCUCUCUUCCUCAACAUUGAAAUCAUCUAUUAUAACAAACAGUCAACCGUUAACGACUUGGGCUUUUGGCUUGAGUAAAUACACCAUUCAAUACAAACAAGACACAGCACACCCAACACACCACCACCAUGGCUCCCACUUCCACCAGCGCCUGGUAUGUCACCGGCAUCAACAAGGACACCGACACUUGGGACACCCUCAAGCUCAAGAAGGAGGUGCCUGUGCCCGCGCUGGGUGAUUACGACGUGCUCGUCCAGAUCGAGGCCGUCUCCCUGAACUUCCGUGACCUGGUCAUCCCCAAUGGCCUCUACCCCUUCCCCCUCAGCUUCCCCCGUAUCCCGGCCUCGGACGGCGCCGGCCGCGUGGUCGCCGUCGGCCCCCGCGUCACGCAGCUCAAGGAGGGCGACGCCGUCGCGACGCUCUUCAACCAGGACCACCAGGCCAACCCCAUCACGCCCCUCGCCCUCAACAGCGGCCUCGGCGGCGCCCUUGAUGGCACGCUGCGCCAGUACGCCGUCCUGCCCGAGCACGGCCUCGUCCGGUCGCCCCGGACGCUCACGUCCAUCGAGGCCGCCACCCUCCCCUGCGCGCCGCUGACGGCCUGGAACGCACUCUACGGCCUGCAGUCCAAGGCCUUGAAGCCCGGCGACGUCGUGCUGACGCAGGGCACCGGCGGCGUCAGCCUGGCGGCCAUCCAGUUCGCCGUGGCGGCGGGCGCGACCGUCAUCGCCACCACGUCGUCGGCGGCCAAGGGCGAGCGGCUCAAGAAGCUCGGCGCGCACCACGUCAUCAACUACAAGGAGACGCCCAACUGGGGCGAGGUGGCCAAGUCUCUGUCGCCGGACAGCCUCGGCGUCGACCACAUCAUCGAGGUCGGCGGGCCCGGCACGGUUGCGCAGUCGCUCAAGGCCGUCAAGCUCGAGGGCGUCAUCUCCGUCAUCGGCUUCCUGUCCAUCGGCGAUGCCGCCUCCUCCGCCGGCCAGCAGCCGACGCUGCUGGACGCGCUGAACAACCUCUGCACGAUCCGCGGCAUCCUCGUCGGCUCGCGGCAGCAGUUUGAGGAGAUGAACCGGGCCAUCGACGCCAACGGCAUCAAGCCCGUCGUGGACAAAAAGAUCUUUGGCUUCGAGGAAGUCAAGGAGGCCUACCAGUACCAGUGGGAGCAGAAGCACUUUGGCAAGGUUGUCAUCAAAAUUUGAGAGGGUGUUAUUAUGUGUGUGUGUGUGUGUGUUUGUGUAUAUGUGUUGUACGUACGACUAGUUACGUACGACUUUUAACCUGUCGAUAGGACAGGUGAUUUGAAAUAGUAAUGCAGUUAUGACCAUAAUCUUUGUGUCCGUUUUGUUGCCCAAUAAUGGAAAGGUUAUCUGUAUCGAUGAAAUGGUUGACCGUUUCCAGCAACAUGUUUGAACAGAUACGAAUAGUCCCGAGGUGUAAUUAUUGACACAAUACACUCGUGUCACCAAUGAUGCCAAUACGCCGCCAACGCCCCCAGUCCAAAACCAUCAUUCGUUAUCGCCAUCCGCCCUGCAGAUUCGUUCGCUAAAGUCCCAAUUUCCCCCAUU
Colletotrichum destructivum is the source of this 1935-nucleotide messenger RNA. Its product is annotated as Putative GroES-like superfamily, alcohol dehydrogenase-like, NAD(P)-binding domain superfamily. The coding region runs from base 499 to 1569 and encodes 356 amino acids. Lineage: Eukaryota; Fungi; Ascomycota; Sordariomycetes; Glomerellales; Glomerellaceae. Gene Ontology annotation, molecular function: oxidoreductase activity. The transcript is spliced from 2 exons. The record is from RefSeq and is a predicted model, not a curated record.